This is a messenger RNA of Lachnellula hyalina, 2553 nucleotides long. Its product is annotated as Transcriptional activator protein. Gene Ontology annotation, biological process: regulation of DNA-templated transcription; DNA-templated transcription. The record is from RefSeq and is a predicted model, not a curated record. Gene Ontology annotation, molecular function: DNA-binding transcription factor activity, RNA polymerase II-specific; DNA binding; zinc ion binding. The transcript is spliced from 5 exons. The coding region runs from base 1 to 2553 and encodes 850 amino acids. NCBI's taxonomy places the organism in Eukaryota, Fungi, Ascomycota, Leotiomycetes, Helotiales, Lachnaceae.
AUGCCCGGCAAACGAACUGCGUCUGGUGAACCCGACGGCACUCCUGUGAAACAACACAAGACGGACCGCCCUGAAGAGUUCUCUAAGCAGGUCAGAACAAAGUUGCAGACUUCGACGAGAACCGGCCAGGCGUGCGAUAGAUGUAAGGUCCGCAAGAUCCGAUGCGAUGGACUUCCUGGAGGAUGCUCUCCAUGUCUCGCAAAUAAUACAGAAUGUCGAACUACCGAUCGUAUCACUGGCCGCGCUACCCAGAGAGGAUAUGUCGAGGGCCUCGAGCAUGCGAAGCACAACCUAGAGCAGAGAGUUCGCGAAUUAGAACAGAAAUGUAUACAAAAUGGGCUCGAUGUCAAGCCAUCGAACGAAUACUGCGAAGCUGCACCUCCCAACUUUACUUUCAAUCAUCCAUCGAGUGCACAGGCUCCGGUGUGGAGUCCGGUAACAUCGGCAUAUGCCCCUCAAGUUGACAAUGCUAUGGCGUCUCAACAUCAGAGCGUGGACAUGCUUUCCACAUUGCCUAAUUCGCGAACUGAAGCCGGGCUGGAUGAGCACCUGGGCGUCUCUAUGGACAGUUUAUAUUUGAGCGAAAUCAAAGGCACGGCACUCUCUAUCCUGGGAAUGACCAUAGAUAUCGCGGAUUUCCAAUCUGAUGACAUGGACGAGCCAGAAAAAAUCUCGUCACAUCAGACAAUAUAUAACAAGUCAUACCAAGCGUUCCUACAAUCUACGCUCAACAUUAAUCCUAGGUUGGAGGGGGUGAAUUUGCCACCAAAAGAGGAAGCUUUUACGUAUUGCAUGUGGUAUUUCCGUGUAAUAAAUCCAUUUGUACCUUUGCUUCACAAACCGACCUUUAUGAAGCUGUUGACAUCUUGGUAUGACGAUCCGACCUUCAGACCUUCAGUUGCAGAAACCGUUAUCGUCCACAUGGUCCUCGCUAUAAUGUUCUUUCAAUACGCCACACGUAACCGGAAAGACCCCGAACAACACCGGAUACUUACCAACACUUCCAACAAGCACUAUCACUACUCCCUCAGCUUCUUCUACCAGAUCUGCGUUAGCCGCACAGCAAAAGAUUGCCAGGCCUUAACUCUGAUAUGCGUGCAUCUCCGGAACUUUCCAAAGCCCGGCGCCAGCUGGAUGUUGACGCAAAUUGCAAUGUCACAAGCGAUUGAGUUGGGACUUCACCGAUCAGCCAAGAAAUGGGUUAGCGAUGAUCCCCCGAACCCUUUAGAUGAGGAAAUGCGAAAGCGCACAUUCUGGACAUUGCUCACAAUCCAUGUAACCCUAGCUGGGAAGCUUAACCGUCCAAUGACAUUCAGGCUUGAAGAUUUUGACUGUGAAUUGCCGGAAGAAGUGGACGACGAACUGCUCUCUGAAAACGGGCUAGACACCACGAGGCCAGGCAAAUGUCUCCAUAAGAUUGGAGUGCACGCAUUUCGUCUCGUACCUCUCUUCAUAGAGAUGUUCAAUACGAUAUACGCCAUUCGCCGCCAACCAGAUACCUACAUGUCUACUGUUCAUUCUCUAGAGGCGAAACUUGCAACUUGGAAGGAAAGCUUCCCACGAGAACUUCGAAGCGAAGAAAUAGGUCAAGAUGAACAAGAGCGUCGCGUAUUUCGCCUCUACACAGAGACAUGGGAGCAAGAAUACCGCCUUCUUCUGCGGCAUCCAUCUGUCGCGGGAACUACUGAUGCCACAUUCAGGUCUGAAAGCAUGAGGCUUUGCGUUGAAUCUUGUCGCAACAUGCUCCGAUCAGUCCAACAACUGCGCAAAUACAAAAGUUUGGAUACGACUUGGUACCAAAGUGCUGUCUAUGUCCUGGCGAUUACUACCACGCUUUUCUCUCUGUGGGAAAAGCGAAGUGAGUUGACUGCAGCCGAUUUAAUGGCAUUGAGGCGGGAAAUGGACUCCUGGUUAGAAAUAAUGAGUGAUGUGGGGUUCCUACUAGGCUCUGGCAUGCGUCUUCGAGAUGCACAUUCAGGGCCGCCUUUGACUAGCACAUACUCCAAGCCUUCGACAUACAACUUCGACAGCACCACAUCCAAUGGAAAUGGAGCCUCUGUAUCUGCAUAUCUUCCAGCAGAUGACCAUCUACCGCACCAGCAGACGCCCUACCCACAAGCGACACAAUACCAGAACUAUGCCGAGUCUGCAAGCUCCGCGUACACACCACAAGAAAACCACCAAUACACACCAUAUACUGCCUCUGGAACACAAGAAGCACCUAUCCUCGCGGGUUUUGCAACACAAGCCAGCCAAAUCGCCCCAGAUAAUUGGCAGCGGCGCGACUCGCAAAUCCCCAGCUCGAGUUCACAAGCAUGGCAGCAGUGGGCAAACACCCUGACCAAUUCCCUCGAUCCGCAAGAAAGUUAUUCAGCCACUGCUUUGAUGCAACUUGGAGCGGGAGUCAUACAUACAAACGUCGCGCAAUCAACGCACGAGAUGGCGACGAGUUCGGCGGAGGUCCUAGAUCAGGGACACCUGGCGGGGCAAGUCCAGUGGCCGUUGAAUAUCUUUGAUACAGGAGCUGGUGCUGGAGGUGAAGAAACGCGAUAG